This is a messenger RNA of Fusarium subglutinans, 882 nucleotides long. RefSeq names its product anabolic serine and threonine dehydratase precursor. The coding region runs from base 1 to 882 and encodes 293 amino acids. Gene Ontology annotation, biological process: L-threonine catabolic process; L-serine catabolic process. Gene Ontology annotation, molecular function: L-serine ammonia-lyase activity; threonine deaminase activity. Lineage: Eukaryota; Fungi; Ascomycota; Sordariomycetes; Hypocreales; Nectriaceae. The transcript has 2 exons. The record is from RefSeq and is a predicted model, not a curated record.
AUGCCAAUCAACCCAGAGAUCUUCGCUAUCGGCCAAGAAGCCCUUGAACAAUGGAGUGCCAACAAACUCUACGUCCGCCGCACGCCUCUCAUCCCAGCCAAAGUCGUCAGUAGAAAAUACGGUUCAAAACUUUGGUUCAAACUUGAUCACACUCAGUUCACUGGUUCUUACCACUUCCGAGGCGCCAUAGCAAGAAUGAAGAACAAUCCUACCAAAAAGCCAUUCGUGACAGCGUCGACGGGGAAUCAUGCCAUGGGUGCUGCUCUUGCGGCGCAUGCAUUAGGAACCAAAGUCACUAUUGUCAUGCCAAUGGCUGUUGAGAAACAUCUGCUUGAGAAGGUGAUGCAGUACGGUCCUGAGAUUGUGCGAUAUGGACAUGAUCUUAACGAAGCGAGGGCCUUUGCGAAAGACCUUGCUAAAAGAUCGGGCCAUAUUUACUUCUCACCCUGCGAUGACAUGAUGGUUCUCGCAGGUCUAGGCACCGUCUGCGUCGAAGUCCUCCAACAAUUCGAAGCCUACGAGAGGGAUAUCCACCAUAUCUUCGCGCCCAUGAGUGACAUUGCACUCAUAAGCGCCAUAGGCUGCUUCGCCACAGAUGCAAAAAGGCAAGCUGGCGAUUUACGACCCAAAGUCAAAGUUUGGGGCGUUACAGCACUAAACUCAAUGACACUUGCAGCUUCACUAUCUGCUGGAUUCCCCAUCGAGACGGAAACAUCGCCUACGCUUGCUGCGUGCGAAUCAGAUAAGGAUGUUGUACGGCAUGGGAUUGACUUCCGGUCGGCGAGGGCGACUGUUAAUCAUGUUGUAACGUGUACGGAAGCAGAGAUCUUGAUGGCGUUGAGACAGCUUCAUUUGCAGGAGAAGCAUUGCGGACAAGGUUAA